CAGUUUGCUAUCAUCGGGUAAAUAAACAGCUCCGGCGGUCGGCAUUGUUUUUCGUCGCGAUUCCGCUGAUCGAUCGUUUUAAAUGGUUUUGCUGCAUUUUUGCUAGUGAACUAUAUAUACGAAAAUAUCCGUAGUUUAAGUAGUUCCGUGACACAUCCGACAAUAUGGGCGAAACCGAGCCCAUCCACAUCGAGUAUGCGGACGAAACGGAGCUGCUGACCGAGUUCCGCAACUACAUGAGUGAUCCGGACACACGGGAGAAGGCCGCCAACUAUCUGCUGGAAUCGCUCAUCGACGAAACCAUUCUGGGAGUGGUGUUCGAAGUACAUCAUGCGUACAAGUCCGGCUCCGGUGUAGCAAUCGAGGGAGAACCGGAGGACAGUAAGCCCUACACAAUCGUCGAUCUGCCGGAUAUGGACGUUUUUGGAUCGACGAACAGUAAGAAAGCCAUCGACUGCAACUGUCCGAACUGCAACCGGAUUGUGGCCGCGUCGCGGUUCGCCCCACAUCUUGAAAAGUGUAUGGGAAUGGGCCGGAAUUCAUCGCGAAUCGCUAGCCGCCGUAUAGCCAAUACGCGAGAUGGAGGCAACUAUUUUGGCGCGGACGAGGACGACGAAGACGACGCCGAUUGGUCCGGCGAGAAGCGCAAGAAGAAGAUCGCCCCGGUCAGAACCAACGGCAACAAGAAGAACGGCAAGUCGUCAUGAAAAUAAUUAACACAGUUAUGAAACAAGGUGAAUCCCUGGAAGAAACGGCUUCGGUCUUCCGUGGGAUGUCCUUCCGAGAUGCGCACGACUGGUAAGUAGCUUUGACGAGCGUGGUCAGACGAAGGUUUCACUCUUGUUAUUGGCGAUAAUGCAAACCAUGAAGAACUGCCGGCUAGAAAGCGGAAACGAUACCAGAAUCGAUCACACGACUUGGUUGGAUUGAGUCUGGUGUUCGUGCUGAAAUUGUGACUUUAGUAACUUAUGAAAAUAGAUUUGAACACAACAUUGUGGUGUAAAGUUUUACAAUGAGGAUUCCAAUUUAGAUGUGGUCAAAAAUUUGUAGAUUAGGCAACACGAUCAAAGAUCUAUAAACAUUAAAAGAUUGUGAACGACUUAAAUAUUAUUAUAUAAUGACUAUUGUAAUUUCUUAGAAAACAACAAAUUAGGGUAUGAAAUUAUAGAUAUUGCUGUAAAAUAUAA
Messenger RNA from Armigeres subalbatus, 1187 nucleotides. It is a transcript of the gene Sgf11, whose product is annotated as SAGA-associated factor 11 homolog. Gene Ontology annotation, cellular component: SAGA complex; DUBm complex. Gene Ontology annotation, molecular function: transcription coactivator activity. The record is from RefSeq and is a predicted model, not a curated record. Gene Ontology annotation, biological process: regulation of transcription by RNA polymerase II; positive regulation of DNA-templated transcription. Lineage: Eukaryota; Metazoa; Arthropoda; Insecta; Diptera; Culicidae. The coding region runs from base 165 to 707 and encodes 180 amino acids. The transcript is spliced from 2 exons.